UGACUCCUUAGAAACAUGUUGGAUCAAACUCGCAGUGAGACCAGAGGAAGCCAGUUUCUGUCAGCAGGGAUCAACUCCGGCAGUAAUGGCUUUUUUAUCACUGAUCCCAGGCCACCAGGAGCAGUGCACAAGAAGAACACGGUGAAGGAGCUGCUUAUGAUAAGCCGCCAGAAAAGGAGCUACUUGCAGGAUGACAACUCAGAGCAUAAAUGUAAAUCACCCAAAUUUGAAGCCUCUGACACAACUUUUCAUGUGUUGAGUCCUCCAGCCCUAGUGAACCCCAAUAUCACUACUCAUUUCCCCCCUGCUGCACCUGAAAACUGCCACAUCACCCCACAACAUAUGCAACAUGCAGCUCUGCAGGGACAAAUGGCUCCGACUGGUGAAGUCAAAAUGACUUUGUUUCAAUGGCAAAUACAACAAGAGGCACAGAGAGUUGAAGGACUUUCUCCUGAGCUGAUGAACAUGCAAGAUGCAGAUGGUGACACAUUUCUUCACAUAGCAGUGGCACAAGGUAAAAGGGCUCUGGUAUAUGUGCUCGCUGCAAAAAUGGCGAGAAGUGGCUCACUGGACAUGAAAGAGCACAACGGGCAGACACCACUUCAGAUAGCAGCUGCCACCAAUCAGCACUUAAUUGUCCAAGACCUGCUGCUGCAAGGAGCAGAAAUCAACACAAGAGACCUCUGGGGCCGCUCUCCUUUGCAUGUGUGUGCUGAGAAAGGCCAUUUUCUUAGUCUUCAGAGCAUCUGGAGGACAAUGUUAGGAAGUGGGCGACCAAUUGAUAUAGACAUGUUCAAUUAUGAAGGUUUAACGCCGCUUCAUGCAGCCGUCCUGUCUCACAAUGCUGUCGUAAAAGAGCUGAGGAGUCUGGAAAAUACUUGUUCACAUAUGACAGUGGACCUGGCACAGAGGAGACAGAUGUACGUUCAGUGUACUAAGACUCUGCUGCUCAUGGGAGCCUCUUUUGGGAUGAAGGAUCAGAAAAGUGGGCGGACGUGUCUUCACAUAGCUUCAGAAGAGGCAAAUGUGGAGCUAUUGAAUAUUUUCCUUGAACAGCCAUCAUCACUGACUGUUGUGAAUGUUAAGACGUUCAGUGGAAACACGGUCCUGCAUAUUGUCAGCUCCUUGCAAAAUCAUAAAACUCAGGUGGAAGCCGUGAAGCUGCUGAUGAGGAAAGGAGCCGACCCCGGGGCCAGAAACUUUGAAAAUGAACUGCCGUCUCAGCUGGUGCCUGAAGGACCCAUUGGUGAAAAGGUGCGGCAGAUCCUGAAAGGGAAAAGUGUUCAUGCUUAAGUGAGCUCAAAAACACUGUCAGUCAGACAGUCAAGUCUAUCAUGAUAUUAUUUGCCUACACAGGGCAGAUGCUGGUUGUUUCAGUGAAACAUGUCUACAUGUUCAUUACCAUGUAAUGCUCAAAAAGAAAAUGAAGCUAUGAUUUGUGUUUUUUGUGUAUGUUUUAACUCUUACUGUUUUACAUUAGAUACAUUAGAAAUGCUAUACAAGGAGAAAAUGAAAAUGUUGUGUGUGUUAAAUGUUUUGGAUCUUGCAAUUAUUGUUCAGACUUUCUCAAUAUUUAGGGAGACUUUAAUCAUGGGUUUCAAAGUCUUUUCUUUUGGAAUGAAAAAUUGUAAUGAAAUCAUUUGAAGAGGUGUAACUUUUACCUUUUUUUAAAAAAAAAAAAGUAUAUUUCUGUUAGUAGUUAGUUAGCGUAUCAUAUGUAGAAACUGUGGGUUAUUUUAAACUCAUUUUGGAGUUAAAGCACAUUUUAUUGUCAAAAAAUGAUUUUGUGAUGUUAUAUCAUGUCGUCUAAAUGUUCAUUUUUAGGGUUGACAGUUGACACAAAAUUUCGGGGUCUCAAAAGUGAAAAUAAAGUAUAUUAUGUAGAAAACUUUGA
Thunnus maccoyii (southern bluefin tuna) is the source of this 1894-nucleotide messenger RNA. RefSeq names its product nuclear factor of kappa light polypeptide gene enhancer in B-cells inhibitor, zeta (gene nfkbiz). The record is from RefSeq and is a predicted model, not a curated record. The coding region runs from base 16 to 1293 and encodes 425 amino acids. The transcript has 10 exons. Lineage: Eukaryota; Metazoa; Chordata; Actinopteri; Scombriformes; Scombridae. Gene Ontology annotation, biological process: regulation of gene expression. Gene Ontology annotation, cellular component: nucleus. Gene Ontology annotation, molecular function: protein binding.